Rhinolophus ferrumequinum (greater horseshoe bat) is the source of this 2769-nucleotide messenger RNA. It is a transcript of the gene CNTROB, whose product is annotated as centrobin, centriole duplication and spindle assembly protein. The transcript has 21 exons. Gene Ontology annotation, cellular component: centriole; centrosome. Bases 31 to 2706 code for a protein of 891 amino acids. Gene Ontology annotation, biological process: regulation of cilium assembly; centriole replication; mitotic cytokinetic process. NCBI's taxonomy places the organism in Eukaryota, Metazoa, Chordata, Mammalia, Chiroptera, Rhinolophidae. The record is from RefSeq and is a predicted model, not a curated record.
CCGCUGUAAGCGAGGUCUCUUGGGCUGCUGAUGUCAUCGAGGCGAUUUGUACGUUCUGGAUGUGAGAACUUAAGAGCUCAUUUGACCAGCGAUAGCCGGUGCCACAAGUUGAUUUCCUGCAGCUUUCAGCACUCCAGAGGAAUUGCAGUGGUGCUUUUGCUCCCGCAUCGGCAGGCAGAGACCACAGCACGAGCCCAGCUGUAUUUACCCUCCACCUCCCCACCUCCUCAUGAGGAGUUAGACAACUUGGCCCAAGAGCUGAGUCGCAGCUUGUCAGUUGGAUUGGAGAACAACUUGAAGAAAAAGGAUGGUUCCAAGCAUAUCUUUGAGAUGGAAAGUGUUCGGGGCCAACUCCAGAGCAUGCUCCAAACCUCACGUGACACAGCCUAUCGUGCUGGCUCAGCGAGACGGGAAGAAGACUCUUUUGACAGUGACAGCACAGCCACUUUGCUCAACACCCGGCCCCUGCAAGACUUAUCUCCAUCUAGCUCAGCCCAAGCCUUGGAGGACUUGUUUCCCCGCUACACCAGCCUUCGGCCAGGGCCCCCACUCAAUCCCCCGGAUUUUCAGGGCCUGAGAGAUGCCCUGGAUUCAGAGCAUACCCGUCGCAAGCAUUGUGAGCACCAUAUUCAAAGCCUACAGACCCGAGUGCUAGAGCUUCAGCAACAGUUAGCCGUGGCCGUGACAGCGGACCGCAAGAAAGAUAUCAUGAUUGAACAACUGGACAAGACCCUGGCCCGCGUGGUGGAGGGCUGGAACAGGCAUGAAGCUGAGCGCACAGAGGUGCUUCGGGGACUUCAGGAGGAGCGCCAGGCAGCUGAACUCACUAGAAGCAAGCAGCAGGAGACAGUAACCCGUCUGGAACAAAGGCUUUCUGAGGCCAUCGAGGCCCUGAAUCGUGAGCAGGAAGGUGCCAGACUACAGCAACGGGAAAGAGAGACACUGGAAGAGGAAAGGCAAGCUCUUACCCUGAGCUUGGAGCUAGAACAGCAGCGGUGCCGGGCCCUGCAGGAAGAACUGGAUGAGGCUCGCGCUGGGCGACUCAGUGAGCAGCGACAGUUGGAGACGCUUCAGGUCACCCUAGAAGAAGAACGGCAGACCUGGGCCCAGCAAGAGCGCCAACUUAAGGAACGCUACCAGGCGCUGCAGGAGGAGGGCCAGGCUCAGUUGGAAAGGGAGAAGGGGAACAUGCAGAGGGAGGUCCAGGCAGCCCGGGAGGCCCAGCAGCAGCUCGCAUUGAUGCAGUCUGAGGUGCGGAGGCUGGAAGGAGACCUGGAUACAGCUCGGAGAGAGAGAGAUGCCCUGCAACUGGAAAUGAGCUUGGUGCAGGCCCGGUAUGAAAGCCAGCGGAUCCAGCUGGAGUCAGAGCUGGCUGUGCAGCUGGAGCAGCAGGUGACAGAGCGGUUGGCGCAGGCUCAGGAGAGCAGCCUGCGGCAAGCAAACUCCUUGAGGGAACAUCACAGGAAGCAGCUGCAGGACCUAAAUGGACAGCACCAGCAGGAAUUGUCCGCUCAGUUGGCUCAAUUCAAGGUGGAAAUGGCAGACCGAGAGGAAAGGCAGCAGCAGGUGGCUCAGGACUAUGAGCUCAGACUGGCCCGGGAGCAAGCGCGAGUGCGGGAACUGCAGAGUGGGAACCAGCAGCUGGAGGAACAGCGGGCUGAGCUGGUAGAGAGACUCCAAGCCAUGCUGCAGACCCACUGGGAGGAGGCAAACCAACUGCUGGGAACCUCUGCCCUGUCUCCUAACCCCCCGGUCCCUACCACUAGCCCCCCUAGCCCUGGGCCUCAGGAACCAGAGAAAGGGGAGAGGAGGAUCUGGACUAUGCCUCCCGUGGCUGUGGCCCUAAAGCCUGUAUUACAGAAGAGUCGGGAAGCAAGGGAUGAGCUGUUGGGAGUGCCACCUGUUCUCUGCAGCCCCUCCCCAGAUCUUAGCCUCCUAUUGGACCCCAGUUUCCAGAGCCAGCAUUCCUUCCAGCCCCUGGAGCCAAAGCCUGACCUCACUUUAUCUUCAGUUGGGACCUUCCAUCCCAAUCAUAGAGCAGAACGGCCGUUCCCUGAGGAAGAUCCUGGAUCCGAGGGGGAUGGCUUCCUAAAGCAAGGGCUGCUGCCCCCUUCUCAGAUGGAGGGCCUCAAGCAUUUUUUGCACCAGCUUCUGGAGACAGUACCCCAGAACAACGAGAACCCCUCUGUUGAUCUGUUGCCCCCUAAGUCUGGUCCCCUGACUGGCCAGUCUUGGGAGGAAGCCCCUCAAGUGCCACGCCUCCCACCCCCUGUCCAUAAAACCAAAGUGCCCUUAGCCAUGGCAUCUAAUCUUUUCCGGGUCCAUGAGCUUCCCUCACAGAGCAGUGUUCCCAGCAGUGGCUCCCCAGAGAGAGGUAGAGAUGGGCUCGCAUCCUCAAGGCAGCUGAUGGAGGUGUCUCAGCUGCUACGACUCUACCAGGCCCGGGGCUGGGAGGCACUGCCUGCUGAGGAUCUGCUGCUCUACCUGAAGAAGUCGGAACACAGCGGGACUGAGAGCCGAGGGGAUAAUGUCCCCAGAAGGAACACAGACCCCCGUUUGGGCGAGAUCCCUCGGAAAGAGGUUCCCUCCCAGGCUCUCCCACGCCGCCUUGCCACAGCCCCUAAGACUGAAAAACCUCCAGCACGCAAGAAAAGUGGACACCCUGCCCCCAGUAGCAUGAGGAGUCGGGGGGGAAUCUGGAAAUAAGCCCCUGGCCCUUUCUCCUUUUUGUUCUCUUAUUACUAUUUUAAUAAAUGCUCGAUAGUCUUA